This is a messenger RNA of Elephantulus edwardii (Cape elephant shrew), 1906 nucleotides long. RefSeq names its product serine/threonine-protein phosphatase PP1-beta catalytic subunit-like. The transcript is spliced from 8 exons. Gene Ontology annotation, cellular component: cytoplasm; nucleus. Gene Ontology annotation, molecular function: protein serine/threonine phosphatase activity. The coding region runs from base 298 to 1281 and encodes 327 amino acids. NCBI's taxonomy places the organism in Eukaryota, Metazoa, Chordata, Mammalia, Macroscelidea, Macroscelididae. Gene Ontology annotation, biological process: circadian regulation of gene expression; regulation of circadian rhythm. The record is from RefSeq and is a predicted model, not a curated record.
UUUGCGGAGUUGGGCGGUGCCGAGGAGGAGGUGGUGGCCUGGGUCUGACGCGGCCGGCUGUGUGGUGCCCCGCUUGUUUAUUUAUUUAUUUAGUUCGGGAGCCUCCCGAGUGUGCGCGCGCUCUCACUGCAUUGUGGGGAGGGGGUGGGGGGAGGGCCCGGGACCCGGGGACAGUUGGAACCGGGGUCGAAACGCCGCGUGACUUGUAGGUGAGAGAACGCCGAGCCGUCGCCGCAGCCUCCGCCGCCCAGAACCCCUUGUUCCCGCUGCCGGGAAGCCGAAUCGAGUGCCGACAAGAUGGCGGACGGGGAGCUGAACGUGGAUAGUCUCAUCACCCGAUUGCUGGAGGUACGAGGAUGUCGUCCAGGAAAGAUUGUGCAGAUGACUGAAGCAGAGGUUCGGGGCUUAUGUAUCAAGUCUCGGGAGAUCUUUCUCAGCCAACCUAUUCUUUUGGAAUUGGAAGCACCACUGAAAAUUUGUGGAGAUAUUCAUGGACAGUAUACAGAUUUGCUGAGAUUAUUUGAAUAUGGAGGUUUCCCGCCAGAAGCCAACUAUCUCUUCUUAGGAGAUUAUGUGGACCGAGGAAAGCAGUCUCUGGAAACUAUUUGCUUGCUGUUGGCUUAUAAAAUAAAAUAUCCAGAAAACUUCUUUCUCUUAAGAGGAAACCAUGAGUGUGCUAGCAUCAAUCGCAUUUAUGGAUUCUAUGAUGAAUGUAAACGAAGGUUUAAUAUUAAAUUGUGGAAGACCUUCACUGAUUGUUUUAACUGUCUGCCUAUAGCUGCCAUUGUGGAUGAGAAGAUUUUCUGUUGUCAUGGAGGACUGUCACCAGACCUGCAGUCAAUGGAACAAAUUCGGAGAAUCAUGAGACCUACCGAUGUCCCUGAUACAGGUUUGCUCUGCGAUUUGCUGUGGUCCGAUCCAGAUAAGGAUGUGCAAGGCUGGGGAGAAAAUGAUCGUGGUGUCUCCUUCACUUUUGGAGCUGAUGUCGUCAGUAAAUUUCUGAACCGUCAUGAUUUGGACUUGAUUUGUCGAGCUCAUCAGGUGGUUGAAGAUGGAUAUGAAUUUUUUGCUAAGCGACAGUUGGUAACCCUGUUUUCAGCCCCAAAUUAUUGUGGCGAGUUUGAUAAUGCUGGUGGAAUGAUGAGUGUGGAUGAAACCUUGAUGUGUUCAUUUCAGAUAUUGAAACCAUCUGAAAAGAAAGCUAAGUACCAGUAUGGUGGCCUGAAUUCUGGACGUCCUGUUACUCCACCUCGAACAGCUAAUCCACCGAAGAAAAGGUGAAGAAAGGGACUGUGAAAUGAAACUAUCAGAUUUGUUAAGGACAUACUUCAUAAUAUAUAAGUGUGCACUGUAAAACCAUCCAGCCAUUUGACACCCUUUAUGAUGUCAUACCUUUAACUUAAGGAGACGGGUAAAGGAUCUUAAAUUUUUUUCUAAUAGAAAGAUGUGCUACACUGUAUUGUAAUAAGUAUACUCUGUUAAAAUGAAUUCAACAAAGUUAAAUCCAAAUUUAAAAAUAUCCAUUAAAAUUACAUCCACAGUAUCACAGUUUUUAAAAUUGAAGAGCAUCGCAGUUAAACUAGAUGUAAUAGUUAAACCACAUGAAAGCAUGGUGACUCAUCAGUGUAAUGUGGUUUUAGUGUUGCUUGGUUGUUUAAUUAUUUUAUGCUUAUUUUAUUUUGUUUGUUUUGCUACAGUAAUGGCAGAUACUUUACUUUUUUUUUUCCCCAAACAUUUUUAAAAGUGAAAUGUGGGAAGAGCUUUAAAGGUAUUCACCAACUCAUUUUCCCUUACUUUUCUCUACUUAUGUACCUGUUUGAUCUUCCUAAGAAAAUAUAUGCCUCAAUACAGGAAAAAUGAAUCUUUGAGAUUGAUUGCUUAAAAUAUUCACAAACUGUCCAAUCCA